Messenger RNA from Marasmius oreades (fairy-ring Marasmius), 642 nucleotides. RefSeq lists its product as uncharacterized. The coding region runs from base 1 to 642 and encodes 213 amino acids. The transcript is spliced from 2 exons. NCBI's taxonomy places the organism in Eukaryota, Fungi, Basidiomycota, Agaricomycetes, Agaricales, Marasmiaceae. The record is from RefSeq and is a predicted model, not a curated record. Gene Ontology annotation, cellular component: mitochondrion.
AUGCCCUUAUUAAAAAACCUCAUAAAACCUAAACUCACUUCUACUUUCUUCAAAUUUCACUGCAUUCGCAUCCGUUGUCAGGGCCAGACGACCGUCACUUCCUCCGCGUUCCGGCAUUCACAUAUAAGGAAUCCGCAACGAGGUGGCCAGAAUCUCUCAAAUCGGCAUGUUCGUCUGGAACAGUCCCUUAUCGGGAAAACUUCUUUGGAAAAUCGGGCAGAGGAGUUGAGGAACCUGACUUCGACGGUCGCAGGUACUUCGGACAAGCCAGCCAACGGGACGCAAAGAUUCAGAGGGCUAGUGAUACCUGUGAAACCACAAGAGCCCUCUUCUGAUGAAUGCUGCAUGUCCGGCUGCGCAAUCUGCGUAUACGACCUAUACGACGAAGCGCUGUCCGCGUAUGAUGACGCAGUUGGGAAGGUUAAAACGACCCUUCGGUCCAUGAAUAUUCCGGAGAGCGAGUGGCCUAGGACUUUACGCGACACUGACAACGGCAAAGACUCAGAUUCGAGGAGAGACGGUAGGCAGGACGUGACGUUGAGUGUGUUUGAGGAGAUGGAAAGACAGUUGAAGGCGCAAAAGUCAGAGCCAGAGUCACCGUCUGGGUUGGGUGUCGGUAGCAGGAUAGAAUCAUCAAGUUAG